GAGAGAGACUAGGGAGGAGUGAUUGGGGAAGGGGAGUUUGCAUUUUGCAUCUCCUGAUCCCAACAAAAAGAGUCUCAUAUAAAUUUUGGGGUCUUCCUUGGCCACUGAAUCCCAACAGGAGAGCCCUUUUGUCUUUUUUGAAGGUGUGUUAUUGUGCCUGAAAGGGCUAGUGGUGGCCAUACAGAAAACUAAAACAUACCGUAACUGAGGCCCUGUCUGCAGGAGGAUUGUCUUAAAAUUAAGAACCUGAGGAAGGAAAGCAAAAUGGAGGAAGACAGCAAUUGGGACUAAGCAGAGUGAACAAAUGCUUUUUGAGGACACUCUGGAAUCAAAAGCAGGAAGAAGGGCUGGUUUCAGGUGGAAGGGUUUCCAACUAAAAUGGGGAUGGGAAAAACUGGACCUCCAGGUGUUGUUGUCAACUCCCAUCGUCCUGGCCACUGACCAUGCUGAUUGCAGUUGGAGACCAACAGCACCUAGAGGGCUGCAGAUGUUCCCCACCCAUGAACUAUAGGAGGAUGCAACUGAUACAUGCAGAAUGGUGGGAGUGUAUACUGCAGGGAUGGGGGAACUUGAAGCCCUCCAAAGGUUUUUGCACUCCCAACUCCAAUCAGCCCCAGCAAGCAUGGCCAACACUCAAGGAUGAUGGGAGUUGGAGUCUAGCUACAUCUGAAGGGUUGUGGGUUCCCUUUGCUGGUAGAGAGAAAGAAGAGAAGAUUAAACAAGACACAGUGACAAGAGCAAGACCACAGAGAUGUUUGGGAGCGGAGGAGGGAGAACAAAUGGAAGAAGAAGGGCUAGUGCCAGGUCUUCUCAACCUGGGAAACACAUGCUUCAUGAACUCACUUCUCCAGGGGCUGUCUGCUUGUCCGUCCUUCAUCAAGUGGCUGGAAGGAUUCACAGUUCAGUACCAGGUCAGCCAGAGUGAGACGUCUGGGAAGCACCAGUAUCUGUCCCUGACCUUGCUCCACCUCCUGAAAGCUUUAUCCUGCCAAGAGGUGACUGAAGAUGACUUCCUGGAUGCAAGCUGCUUGUUGGAGGUCCUGAGGAUGUACAGGUGGCAGAUCUCCUCUUUCGAAGAGCAGGAUGCUCAUGAGCUGUUCCAUGUCCUCACCUCCUCGCUGGAAGAUGAAUGGGACCGUCAGCCGCGAGUCGUGCAUCUGUUUGAUGUGCAUUCGCUGGAGAAGCCAGAAAUUCCACAAAAGCAAAUAUGCUCCAGGACAAGAGGGCCUCCUCCUCCUCCUGUGUUGAGUCACUGGAAGCUGCAGCAUCCUUUUCAUGGCAGGUUAACGAGCAACAUGGUCUGCAAGCAUUGCAAACACCAGAGUCCCCUCAGAUACGACACUUUUGACAGCCUUUCCCUGAGUAUCCCUGCCACCUUGUGGGGCCACCCACUGACCCUGGACCAGUGCCUCCACCACUUCAUCUCCACUGAGUCAGUCAAGGAUGUCUUGUGUGCCAAUUGCACAAAAAUUCAGGCCGAAGGGACUGGGCAAAUCAUGGAGAACCAGAGAACAACAUUUGUCAAACAGCUAAAACUGGGGAAGCUCCCUCAGUGUCUCUGCAUCCACCUGCAAAGGCUGAGCUGGUCCAACCAUGGCAUGCCCCUGAAACGGAACGAGCAUGUGCAAUUUGGCGAGUUCCUCAUCAUGGACGUCUACAAGCACUGCUUCCCCGCCCAGAAGCCCAACCCUGCAGGCAGCCCACAGGCAUCACUGGACCCAAAAGCCGAUGUUGAACAGAUGGGCAACAACAGGUCCUCUUUUAUGAAUGGCACCUGCUCUCCAUCCUUCCUUACAUCCCCAGUAGCUUUCCCAUACAUGACAGCACCUGACUGUAGUUCUCCAUCAUAUCUGUACCGCCUGAUGGCCGUUGUGGUCCACCAUGGGGACAUGCACUCAGGACACUUUGUCACAUAUCGCCGAUCUCCACCGUCUUGCAAAAGCACGCUGGCCACCAGCAACCAGUGGCUGUGGAUUUCAGAUGAUGUGGUUCACAAGACCACGUUGCAGGAAGUCCUUUCGUCCAGCGCCUAUUUACUCUUUUACGAACGUGUCCACUCUAGGCUGGAGCGCCAAAGGCAGGAGCAUCGAGCCGAGGAGUGAAAUGAAUGGCUGGGCAAGUGCAGAUCCAGCUGGUGUGCUUUUCUGAGGACAAUUGCACGCCCCGUCCUGCCAUGCAAACGUCUUCCCCUACCUAUAAACCCCUGGUCAGUGGUCUGUGUUUGCGUGGCAGGAACAAGCACUUUGUAUCAAAGCAGGGCUACCUAGUUGGUCAGCUGACAUUGUGCACUCCCCUCACCCCCUGUGGCUAUGCACAGCAGCAUUAGAAAGGUGUUUUUUAAGUGUUAAUAAUUUUCUCAGCAGACAGACUUAAAGACCUAGCAUCUCACUUCCUGUGUAGUGAUGGAAUUUCUUAGUGUUGAUCUCUCACCUCUUGCAACAGGCUGUCAGAUGAGCUGUUGCAAGGAACUUGUCCUAGUGAAGAAGAAAAGAGAACCUACAAGUGCCUUGAUCAUAUUUUGAAUCCAGACAGGACUGGCUGUGUCAAGCGUCUUACCAUGUGGCUGCUUACCUAAAAUUUCCAAGGGGGAGCAGGCAGUGGUGUGAGAAUGCGUGACUUGGCUGUGUAGCUGGGAAUCUACUGCUGACUCUUCAUGUGGCAGUUUCAAGUAUGUGUAUGCAAGAGAAAAGCAGAAAGUGUCCAGUUUCUUUCUGCCUUCAGUGAUGUUUUAAUGACUUUGUCAAAAUGAUGAUGCAAUGAGCUGAUAAUUAUGUCACAUUUUCUCUUAAGAGUCCAGCUUGGCAAGAAAUGGAACAGCUUUUCCUGUUUCUGGGUGGUUCUAUCACCAUCCCAGGAAAAACCCUCUUCUGUGUCUUGGUUUGAAGUCUUCAAAUUUUUGUACAUAAUAAACCUGUUUCUGCCAAAUGUAGACUGCUGUUUUUGCUUAAACAGUUUUGUGUUGGUAUAAGUAAAAACAUGUUCAUGUCUAUGUGAACUGGUCUUCUUGUUGCAUAAAACUAGAUAAAAGGACCCUGGCAUGGGUGUCACACACCCUAAAGGGAACACCCCAGUGUUGACAACUGCGGCGGUCCUUCUUUGCCCUUAUGCUACCCUGCAUCCCCUGGCCUUAGCACCUGUAGUAGAAGCACAGUCUGCCAGAAACUCUCAGGCUAGGAUUUGUGGCAAUUAUUCCUUUCCCUUCAAAUUGUUGUAGGUUACAAACACAAUGACUCUCAUGGGCAGCAAUUAGUCACAAUAGGAUCUUGGAUUUACUACUCAUUUCAAUAACGUGUGGCAGAAAAUCUACCAAUCUCCUUUCCAAGGAGCUGUAUAUUUUAACUUUUGCCUUUUGGCUAUGAGAAGUUUCCUUCGUGCUGCCAGAGUGAACUUCUGCUGCACAGCCCUGAGGGUUCAUAGAUAGGCCCAGCCUUAGCUUGCUAUGGCUAUUUCAUGACUUGUAAAGGCAGUAAAUAUAGGACUAGGUAUCCAGGAGUCACCCACACCCCUCUCCCCUUUUAUGAGGCUCAAAAACUGCCCUAAGGGCUCCCCAGAGUGGGUUGGUUAUGGUGGCAUGCAUCAUACUUACAUUAAGCUUUGUUAACAGGCAGGAAACUACCGGUAGCUAUUUCUUCCCCACCUGUGGCCAUCUGCCACGGCUGUUUCCAUAACUGAGUCCUUAACAACCAAACCAACCAGGAACGCUGCUUUUCACAGUAUCACUGGAGUGUAAGCCUGAAGCUAAGAUGCCUCUUUUGCCUUUAUCUUGCUGUACCCCACUAUGGGUUGUAGCCAACUAUGACCUACGACCUACUCAGAGGAGACCCACUGAAAUCAAUGUCCAUUAGGCAUGACCUUUAACUUAAAUGGGACUACUGUAAGUAGAUAUAGCACCAGCUACAGCCCUUAUGCUUUUGGAGUCAUUCCAGAAAUAAUGUUAGAAGAGGGCCUGACCUUUGUUGCCUUUGCUCUUAGGUCAGUUGGAUGAUGAACAAAACUCCGUCUUGAGAUAUUCUAUAACAAAUCCAUUGAUCUGCAAGAUUUCACCCUCCUUGCCUGGUACUGCCUCUUGUAAGACUUGUGUGAUGCCACCCCUCUCCUCUUCCUUCCUUCCUUUAUUACCCACUUGCUUCUUUCCUGGGUUGCUUUUAGGAGGGUGGGGACUGGCUCCCUUAUGGUCUGGAAAAUACUACAGUAAAUAAAUGGAUGGUCCUACAGGAGAGAUCCAAAGAAUCCUUCAGUUAAAGACUUAAGACUUUUAGCCCAAUAUGAGCAAGAAAAUUGAUUAACUGUCAUCUACCGUUAAUACCGUCCCUAUCCACAACUACUAAGCAAACUGAACUCGUUCCAAGGGAC
This is a messenger RNA of Zootoca vivipara (common lizard), 4353 nucleotides long. It is a transcript of the gene USP30, whose product is annotated as ubiquitin specific peptidase 30. Gene Ontology annotation, molecular function: cysteine-type deubiquitinase activity. Gene Ontology annotation, cellular component: cytosol; nucleus. Gene Ontology annotation, biological process: protein deubiquitination. The record is from RefSeq and is a predicted model, not a curated record. NCBI's taxonomy places the organism in Eukaryota, Metazoa, Chordata, Lepidosauria, Squamata, Lacertidae.